This is a messenger RNA of Closterium sp. Yama58-4, 3387 nucleotides long. Lineage: Eukaryota; Viridiplantae; Streptophyta; Zygnematophyceae; Desmidiales; Closteriaceae. The record is from the annotation of a GenBank genome assembly.
AUGUUCACACGGAAGAACAGCCGGUCGUCAGACAUUUCAUCUCAUCCAUCGGUUUUAGAGCUAACAUUCCGCGCUCUCCCCCCAAGGGACCUGGCAGCAGCAGCGUGUGUGUGCCGCGAGUGGAGAACAGCAGCCACCAGCGAGCCCCUCUGGCACCGCCACACCAUCGCGCUCUGGCCUGCACUUGCAAGCCCUGCCGUGGCCCGCCGUGUGUCCGAUUCCUGUGGCUUCUAUCUGUUCUACAGAAAGCGUUUCCUCCGUCCCGGUCGCGCCUCCCCACUCCCCUUCCACCUGGACGAUCUCACAUUCUUCUUCGACCUCUCCUUCCACGGCUCCCCCGUCUUCUCGCAAGCCUUCAAGUACGAGGGAGGCCGCGCACUCGUCCCCUUCGCCCACCACACCUUCUCAGACCCCUCCGCCAUCUUCCCCUCUAUAGAAGCCCUCGAUAAGGACUCCUUUCGGCGCUCUUUAGCUGUGAAUUGGACGGUUUUACGGAGGACGGACGGGAGGGGGUCGUGUCUGGUGCGGGCGUGUCCUGACAGGAGCGGGUCCAGUGGUGGUGCUAGUGGUGCCGCCGGUGCUGCCGGUGCUGCCGGUGCUGCUGGUGCUGCUGGUGGUGCUGGUGCUGCUGGUGCAGGUGUAGGUGGUGGUGCUACUGCUGCUACGGAUACUGCAGGUGCAGCUGCUGCUGCUGCUGCUGCUGCUGCUGCUGUUGGUAGUGGUGGGGGAGGAGCGGGGGAAGGCCUGGUGCUGACUCUUGGCUUAGGCUGUGGGGAUGGGGCGCCUGGAGCAGCAGGAGCAGCAGCAGGGGGCAGUGGGAAUCAAGUUACGGAGCUGACGCAUGGUGCUGGUAAUGGGACAGGUCAAAUGCUUGAUUCAUCGUCGAGUAGAGAUUCGCAAGCAGGUGCAGCAGGGGCAGCAGGGGCAGGGGCAGGGACAGGAGCAGGGGCAGGAGCAGCAGCGGCACAAGGGGGGCCAGCGGCGCAUGACUCUCACUUAAGAGGGAGCGGACCAAAGGAGCAGGUGCAAGUUCCGGCACUUAAGAUGGUGUUUAACACUGCGUUAGGGGGGCUGGUGGGACAGGUGUUUUACGGGAUGAUGAAAGUCUCUUUCACACUACCGCUGCAGGAAAAGCUUGUUCCAGCUAGCAGCAGCGGCAGCAUCGGCACUGGCGGCAGCAGCAGCAACACCAACCUAAUUGGUGCUGCUGCUGCUGCUGCUGCCGCUGCUGCUGGUGCUGCCGCCGCUGCCGCAGCAGGAGGAGCAGGAGCAGCGGCCAAUGUGGAGAUGACACCUGUCAAUGUGCUGGCUCGCACGGGGGCGAUGGAGGUGAAUCUAACGGCUCUCAAGGACCGGCUGGGAGGGACUGUGCGGGUGGAUAUUGCCGGAAAGGAGUUUCUGCUGGUGCUGUCUGCACUGCAGUGGGAUAAAUCCGUCUCUAGCACCGCCGGUAGAACAGACAGCAGCGAUACCCGGACGGAUCUUGACCGUUCAGGAACGGAUCAAACGGCUCACAACCUUGUUGAUUCGACGAGGAGUCCGCUGGCGUCGGAAGCUCUAGUCGACGCCCUGGCGGUUAACGGGGAUGUUAAUGGAGGGUCGGGAAAGCGGAAAAUAAAGAGCAGUAGCGAGUUUCAGGCUGCAAUGGAGAGUCUGAUGUCGCCGGCGUACCAGUCGGCGUCGGAGUCCAUCGAUGCGUCGCCGUCGUACACGCCGACUGCUCCGUGGACUGGCAGCCUGGGGAAGAAACCAACACCGCCUAAUAGCUCCAGCAGGGCCAAGGGAGUCGCCGAUCUGGAGAGAGAAAUAGAGGAGCUCCGAGCGAGCUACCAACAGGUGUGCGAGGAGAGGGAUGCGUUGGAAGACCUGCUGCUGCAGGAACAGCUCAAGAACCGAACGCCAGCGGACAAGCAGUUAGAGGAGGCCAAAGCCCAUGCAGCAGCGUUGGAGCUUGAGCUAAGAUCCAUGGCUGCCAGAUGCGAGGAAUGGAAGCGCCGGGCAGCGCAGCGGGCAGCAGAAAUGAAUCCAGCCAUGGUGCAGGCACUGCUGGAGGAGCGGCUGGAAGAUUUGGACGAGUCAGGGACGAUCAAGAUACAGAUGGAAGUGGCUCGUUUGCGGGACGAGCUGGCUAAAUCCGAGGUGCUGCGAUUUGAGCUCUUCCGCAGCACACAAGAGGGAGCAGCGACGAACAGCAAGUGGGAGGCGGAGGAGGAGGGUCUGAAGCAGCAGAUGGAGGAAGUGGAUGCAGGCAGGGAGAUCAACAGUAAGAGCAUUGAUGAGAUCCCAGAGACCACCGUGUGGAGAGAAGCCCACAGCAUGGAAGAAGCAGAGGAUCUGAUGCAGGAGCUGCUGGAGAUGGGGCAGGCGUCUCUGAGCCAGCAAGAUGUGGAGCGACUGUCAGAGGCCGUGGAGGCUGCAGAGCACAGGGCAGUGGAGGCCGAGAGGAGGGCAGCGCAGGCAGAGAAAGAAGCUUCUGAGAAGGCGUUGCAAAUAAGGGUGCUGGAGGCGAAGCUAACAGCACUGCUGGGAGGAGAAGACCUUUCAGCAGUCGCUUCUGCUCCUUACCACCACCAAGCCCUGUCCUCCUCCUCCCUUUCCUCCUGUCCUCUUCCCUCCACCUCCACCACUGCCAAAAGCAACCCCGCCACUGCCACUUCUGCGCCCAUCCAAGUCCCAACCACCACCAAUGCUUCUGCUUCUGCUGCCAUUUCAUCCGUCCAUGCUCUGGCCAGUGGAAUCACGCCACGGGUCAGCAACACUGAUGACGUGGCAGGACAGGCGCGCGACGUGUCGAGGAGGAGAGCUGACGUGGCGAGGGAGAGUGCUGGGAGAAGGGAAUCCGUAAUGGUGAUUGGAAGUGAAGAUGGGGCCAGUGCUGUUGGCAAGGGGAUUGGUGGGAUCAGGGGGGUCGGGAGUGAGGUGGAGAGCAGUGCAGGGGAGAGUAAGGGGGAAAGUGCGGAGGAGAUUGGGGGGGACAGUCUGAAGGAGCUUGCAGCAGCACAGAUUGCAGAUGUUGAGGAGAUUCGGGAGAUUGUUCAUCGUGUUCAGGGGCAAAAUCGGCUCACUCAUCUACUCUUGACGGUUGUCUUUGCGGCAUCGGCGGGUGGUGGACGACGUUUACUGCAACAGGAUGGCCGGAAGGUUUUAGACGGAGAUGGACGGCAAGCAGGCGGGUUCAGGUGGGAGGAGGUGGGCGGCGAGGCUCGUCGCGGAGUGGUGUGGUGGAUGCAUCUGUCCGACGUCCACGUCAGCGUGCACGUGCCGUCGAGAGCCAAUGAUCUCCUUGUGCACCUCGUGCCAGCUGUCCGCGUUAUAGCGCCUGCUGCGCUUAUAGUGUCUGGGGAUCUCACAGGUGCGUUCGUGCGUGCUGAUGUGGGUUACAUGUGA